ACUCUCGACGUCUCUGUCCUUCGUUACGCCCACCUUCUCUUUCCUUUUGCUCAGACUUUCUUGCUCUGUGAUCUCUCUCUCUCUCUCUCUCUCUCCCGUCGCGAUAAAAAAACCAGUCUUCUUUAAAUGAACUCCCAUUUCGCAUAGCUCUCAACAGGUGAAAUCGAGGGCGAGGAUCCAUGGAGUGGACGACGGUGCAGCAUCUGGAUCUGCGCCACGUGGGACGGGGCCUGAAGCCCUUGCAGCCGCACGCGGCGUCGUUUCAUCCCCAUCAGGCACUCGUUGCCGUCGCCAUCGGAAACUUCAUCAUCGAAUUUGAUGCAUUAACAGGAAGCAAGAUCUCUUCUAUUGACGUUGGUGCACCUGCUGUCCGCAUGUCUUAUAGUCCUACAAGUGGGCAUGCUGUGAUUGCCAUCCUUGAGGAUUGUACAAUUCGCUCUUGUGAUUUUGAUGCUGAGCAAACUUGUGUGUUGCACUCUCCUGAAAAGAAGAUGGAACAAAUUUCUUCUGAUAUAGAAGUCCAUCUUGCUUUGACACCUCUCCAACCUGUUGUGUUUUUCGGUUUUCACCGAAGGAUGAGCGUAACAGUUGUUGGAACUGUUGAAGGAGGAAGGGCACCUACAAAAAUUAAGACAGACUUGAAGAAACCUAUUGUCAAUCUUUCUUGCCAUCCUCGCCUCCCUGUCCUGUAUGUGGCUUAUGCAGAUGGUUUGAUUCGAGCAUACAACAUUCAUAGCUAUGCUGUUCAUUACACACUGCAACUUGACAGCACUAUAAAGCUGAUUGGCGCUGGGGCAUUUGCUUUUCACCCAACAUUGGAAUGGAUUUUUGUUGGUGAUCGACGGGGUACGCUUUUGGCCUGGGAUGUGUCAACUGAGCGACCUAGUAUGAUUGGAAUUACACAAGUGGGUUCCCAACCAAUAACAUCAGUUGCUUGGCUCCCAAUAUUGCGGUUACUUGUCACUCUUUCCAUGGAUGGAACUCUUCAAGUGUGGAAAACUCGAGUUAUGCUUAAUCCUAAUAGACCGCCUAUGCAAGCAAAUUUUUUUGAGCCGGCUGCGAUUGAAUCAAUUGAUAUCCCUCUCAUCCUUUCUCAGCAGGGUGGAGAAGCGGUUUAUCCCUUACCGCGCAUCAAAACUUUAGAAGUUCACCCAAAACUUAAUUUAGCAGCAUUGCUGUUUGCAAAUAUGACAGGUGGAGACAAUUUGAAAGGUAGGGCUGCGUACUCUAGGGAAGGAAGGAAACAACUUUUUGCAGUUUUGCAAAGUGCAAGGGGAUCUUCAGCUUCUGUGUUGAGAGAAAAGCUUUCAUCUUUGGGUGCAUCUGGAAUAUUAGCUGACCAUCAACUUCAAGCCCAACUUCAUGAACAUCAUCUUAAAGGCCAUAGUCAGCUUACAAUGACAGACAUUGCUCGGAAGGCUUUUCUUUACAGUCAUUUUAUGGAAGGUCAUGCGAAAAAUGCUCCAAUAUCUCAGCUGCCACUCAUCACUGUUUUGGAUGCUAAACAUCAUCUGAAGGACAUUCCGGUUUGCCAGCCGUUACAUUUGGAGCUAAAUUUCUUCAAUAAAGAGAAUCGAGUUCUUCAUUAUCCUGUCAGGGCUUUUUAUGUGGAUGGCGUAAAUCUUAUGGCAUAUAAUCUAUCUACCGGAGCAGAUAGUAUCUAUAAGAAACUUUAUACAUCGAUUCCUGGAAAUGUGGAGCACCAUGUGAAGUACAUGCUUUACAGUAAAAAGCAGCACCUAUUUCUUGUUGUUUAUGAGUUUGGUAGUGCUACAAAUGAAGUCGUGCUUUAUUGGGAAAAUAAUGAUUCACUGACAGCAAACAGCAAAUAUAGCACAGUCAAAGGUCAAGAUGCUGCAUUUAUUGGUCCCAAUGAAAAUCAGUUUGCAGUUCUUGAUGAUGACAAGAGUGGACUGGCUUUAUAUAUUCUUCCAGGAUCGGUUUCACAAGAAGCUAACGAAAAGAAUGGUGUACUUGAAGAGAAUAAAUCUGCUGAUGUUGGUUCUAUUCGGGGACCCAUGCAGUUUAUGUUUGACACUGAAGUCGAUCGCAUCUUUUCUACUCCACUAGAGUCAACUCUGAUGUUUGCUUCGCAUGGGAAUCAGAUUGGCUUGGCAAAGCUGGUUCAUGGAUACCGCCUUUCAACUGCUGAUGGUCAUUAUAUAUCGACGAAAACUGAAGGGAAAAAGUUAAUCAAGUUGAAAGCAAACGAGAUUGUACUUCAGGUCCACUGGCAAGAAACUCUUAGGGGCUAUGUUGCUGGAAUUUUAACUACGAAAAGGGUGCUUAUAGUUUCUGCUGAUCUUGAUAUACUGGCAAGCAGCUGCACAAAAUUUGAUAAAGGACUUCCUUCAUUUAGAUCCCUUCUAUGGGUUGGGCCCGCACUUCUCUUUUCUACUGCCACUGCAAUUAGUGUGCUUGGCUGGGAUGGAAAAGCAAGGACCAUUCUCUCUAUCAGCAUGCCUAACGCUGUUCUGGUUGGUGCUUUGAAUGAUCGAUUGUUGCUUGCCAACCCGACAGAAAUAAAUCCCAGACAAAAGAAGGCGGUUGAGGUCAAGAGCUGUCUUGUUGGGCUUCUUGAACCUCUUCUUAUUGGAUUUGCCACUAUGCAAGAAAGUUUUGAACAGAAGCUUGACCUGUCAGAAAUAUUGUACCAAAUAACAUCAAGGUUUGACAGUUUGCGUAUAACUCCAAGGUCUCUUGAUAUACUAGCUAGAGGUUCUCCUGUUUGCGGAGAUCUUGCUGUAUCAUUAUCCCAAGCUGGCCCACAGUUUACUCAGGUGUUGCGGGGUGUCUAUGCUAUCAAAGCUCUCCGUUUUUCUACUGCUUUAUCUGUUUUGAAAGAUGAAUUCUUACGCUCUAGAGAUUAUCCUAGAUGUCCUCCAACCUCUCAUUUGUUCCACCGGUUCCGGCAGUUGGGAUAUGCGAGUAUCAAGUUUGGUCAGUUUGACAGUGCAAAAGAAACUUUCGAAGUUAUAGCAGACUAUGAAAGCAUGCUUGAUCUGUAUAUAUGCCACCUUAACCCCAGUGCUAUGCGGCGCCUUGCUCAAAAAUUGGAAGAGGAUGGCACUGAUUCAGAAUUGAGGAGAUAUUGUGAAAGGAUUUUAAGAGUCCGCUCUACCGGGUGGACACAAGGCAUUUUUGCCAACUUUUCAGCUGAGAGUAUGGUUCCCAAGGGACCUGAAUGGGGUGGUGGGAACUGGGAAAUCAAAACCCCUAUUAACUUGAAGAAUAUACCUCAGUGGGAGCUAGCUGCAGAAGUGAUGCCAUACAUGAGGACUGAUGAUGGUCCUAUCCCAUCCAUUAUUACAGAUCACAUUGGUGUUUACCUGGGUUCAAUUAAAGGCAGAGGCAACAUAGUAGAAGUAAGGGAAAAUAGCUUGGUCAAAGCUUUUACACCUGCAGGUGCUGACAAGAAGCCAAAUGGUCUUCAAAUGCCUUCAGUUAAAUAUAUCUCUAAUAAGUCCAAUGGAGUUCCUGACGGUAAUUCCAGGGGUGAUUCCUUGAUGGGUCUGGAAACCCUUGGUAAACAAUUUGCGAGUUCAACUGCUGCAGAUGAACAGGCUAAAGCUGAAGAAGAAUUUAAGAAGUCAAUGUAUGGUGCUGCUGCUGAUGGUAGCAGUAGUGAUGAGGAGGGAGUAUCAAAAACUAAAAAGAUACACAUUAGAAUACGAGACAAGCCAAUUGCAUCUGCUACGGUGGAUGUGAAUAAGAUUAAAGAAGCGACAAAGCAGCUUAAACUUGCGGAGGGGUUAGGUCCGCCCAUGAGUAGGACCAAGUCGUUAAGUGGUGGAUCACAGGACCUUGGCCAGCUUUUAUCCCAACCUUCUCCUGCUACCAGUGGAAUGGUGACUGCUCCUACAGUGUCUGCCCCUGGUGAUCUGUUUGGCAUGGACUCAUUGACACAGUCUUCAAUAGUAUCACAGCCAGCUUCUAUGGUUGGGGGUUUGGGAGUUACAGCUAGACCUAUUCCGGAGGACUUUUUCCAGAACACAAUACCUUCCCUUCAGGUUGCAGCCUCACUGCCUCCCCCGGGAACUUAUCUCUCUAAAUUGGACCAAGCUUCUCAAGGGGUUGAAAACAAGGUAACACUUAACCAAGUCAAUGCAUCUAAAGCUGAUUUUAGUCUUCCUGAUGGUGGUGUUCCUCCCCAAGCCACCCAGCAACCUGUCGUUUCAUUAGAGUCCAUUGGACUUCCUGAUGGUGGUGUCCCACCACAAUCCUUGGGUCAAGCAGCUGUCCUGCCACAGUCUCAGGUCCGGGCUGCUCAGGUCUCACUUUCUGCACAACCUCUUGAUCUUAGUGUACUUGGAGCUCCGAGUUCUGCAGAUACAGGAAAACCUCCGGCCGCUUCUGCUUCUCCCCCGUCUUCUGUGCGCCCUGGACAGGUUCCCCGUGGGGCAGCUGCUUCUGUUUGUUUCAAGACUGGACUUACUCAUCUUGAGCAGAAUCAACUUUCAGAUGCAUUAUCUUGUUUUGAUGAAGCUUUUCUUGCUCUAGCUAAAGAUCAGUCUCGUGGAGCUGAUAUUAAAGCUCAAGCAACCAUCUGUGCUCAGUAUAAGAUAGCAGUUACUCUUCUUCAGGAAAUUGGGCGGUUACAGAGAGUCCAAGGCCCGAGUGCAAUAAGUGCAAAGGAUGAGAUGGCAAGGCUGUCACGUCAUUUAGGUUCAUUGCCUCUUCUGGCAAAACAUCGUAUAAAUUGCAUCCGAACUGCCAUCAAGCGAAACAUCGAGGUGCAGAAUUAUGCUUAUGCCAAGCAGAUGCUUGAACUCCUUUUGUCCAAAGCACCUUCGGGUAAGCAGGAUGAACUAAGGAGCCUGAUUGACAUGUGUAUUCAAAGGGGUUUGUCCAACAAGUCCAUUGAUCCCUUGGAGGAUCCCUCCCAAUUCUGUUCUGCUACACUCAGCCGCCUGUCAACCAUAGGAUAUGAUGUUUGUGAUCUUUGCGGGGCCAAAUUUUCAGCUCUCUCAGCACCUGGAUGCAUUAUCUGUGGUAUGGGAAGCAUCAAGAGAUCAGAUGCACUUGCAGUGCCUGUUCCUUCACCAUUUGGUUGAGGUCCAAACAUGGGUAAUUUUGCUGCUCUAUUCUAUAGACAACUUGGGGAAUUUGGACCAUAACGUUUUGCUCUUCUUCCGCCUCAAGGAUGCUACUGCUACCGCAUAUCCCUUCGGUAGGAUUCUAGGUCGCUUAUUGAAGAGAGAAAAAAGUAGCAGGAAAAAUGCGUAUAUAAUGUAUCAUUGAUCUGUUUGUAUUUGAGCUUUGUCAAUUCUUUUUAUUCUGUUAGCUUCAUCCCCAUUGUUUCUUGUUGUAUUAUUAUACCUCACUAUAGGGUUGUCGUCAAAUUAUUGCCAUUACUGGUUU
Messenger RNA from Alnus glutinosa, 5361 nucleotides. RefSeq lists its product as uncharacterized. NCBI's taxonomy places the organism in Eukaryota, Viridiplantae, Streptophyta, Magnoliopsida, Fagales, Betulaceae. Gene Ontology annotation, biological process: autophagosome assembly. Gene Ontology annotation, molecular function: protein binding. The coding region runs from base 180 to 5054 and encodes 1624 amino acids. The record is from RefSeq and is a predicted model, not a curated record. Gene Ontology annotation, cellular component: autophagosome membrane. The transcript has 25 exons.